AUGAACGUUGUAAAGCGCACGAAAAAGCUGAAGGCGCUUCUUGAUAUACGCAUUGGACCUGGAGCAGCUGUAUUAUCGAACGACGUUAAGCGAAUUCAUCUCGACUUUGCCCAUAAGCUCAACGAUGGCCACUUUGGUGCUCGUAAAGUUUGGCGCAAAUUUCUUCCCCGACUCAAAUACCACAAUCCGGCAAUAUCAAUGACAGUAAACCGCACUCUUGACCAGGAAGGACCCGCGACCCUUACAGUGUUCUUUACACCUCCUCCAAGAUCUUCUUCCGCUACAGCAUCGUCUGCACCUUUUUCGUCGACAGAUCCAUCUACUGCGCCAUCAGGACAUGCGCCUGGUGCCAAAAUAGAGACGAUUGACAUGAAGCAUAAGCACGAGAGUGAGAUUCUAUCUAGGCUGUUAGAGUUGACAAAAGGAAUGCCGUACGAGGCGAGUCCUGAUGAGUUGGCUGAAUUGAGAGACGUGGAUGAUGAGAAGAGGCAGAGCGAGAGAGACAGAGAGGCGCAGGCCAGGUUGAAUGAGAUUAAGAGGCAGGAGAAAGCAGUACUCGAUUUGGCAAGAGGGGGAGUUGAGGCUGCUUGA
Letharia lupina is the source of this 591-nucleotide messenger RNA. RefSeq lists its product as uncharacterized. NCBI's taxonomy places the organism in Eukaryota, Fungi, Ascomycota, Lecanoromycetes, Lecanorales, Parmeliaceae. The record is from RefSeq and is a predicted model, not a curated record. The transcript has 2 exons. Bases 1 to 591 code for a protein of 196 amino acids. Gene Ontology annotation, molecular function: structural constituent of ribosome. Gene Ontology annotation, cellular component: mitochondrion.